AUGAAGCAGACGUCGUUCGCAUGGCGACUUCUGCUGCUCCUGUGCUCUCUCCGUCGCGCACAGGGCGUCGUACCCACUGGCAGUCUGUCGAUCCGUCUACCGCCUUCUUCACCGCACGCGUCUUCUCCUCUUGUCCAGCACUUUUUCAGCUCCCCCAGCGCCACGGCCGGUUGGGGCCGCGCCCUUUUCGCGCGGUCCAAAGCCCACGACCAGUCACUACUGCAGUUACCCGCCGGCAAUCGUGACGGGUGUGCACCACACGACACAGCCACGCGCACUACUGCAUCUGCUACUACGAACGCUCUGGUCGUAGUCGAUCGGGGCAACUGUUCGUUCGUUGCAAAGGCACUGAGGGCUCAAGCCGCUGGAGCUUCGGGCGUGAUCAUCCGAGGCACGAAACGCGCUGUGUUUGAAGCCAUCGCGUGUCGCAAUGGGUCCGACUUGUGUGCUACUGACGUGAUGUCAAGCGGAGACGAGACUGAAGACCGCAUGGCUCGAGCGACAAGUGGUGCAACGGUCGACAAGCCCGUGUUCGAGUACGACUGUAGUCGUGGUCAAGCGUUUGUGGACAAACUGGCUACUCCUGUGUGGCUCACUGAUGCCGACGAGUGCAGUAGCAAUCACAGGUGCCCGUCGCGGUCGUGUGUACUCACGGGACAUGCAAACGGCACGAGGCAUCAGGUCUGCUGCAUGUGGGACACGUUUGUGCUCAUGGGCGCGGCGAAUCGAACAGUAGCCAAAGCGGUGACUCUUCCAGUGGUGUACCUGACGAUCGCUGAUGGAAACAAGUUGCAGGCGGUGAUGGACAAAUACUCUGCGUCGUCACUCGUGGCACGCACCUAUCGACGGGAACUGCCGAUAAUCGACGUCUCGUCGAUGUUGUUGUGGGCGCUGGGCGUAGCAACCGCAAUCGGAGCAGCGUAUCAUUCGGCUAGGGUGGUACCGAGUCACGAUGACGGUCGUGCACCAUAUGACCACCAUGGGCUGCACAUGGAAGAGGAAAGCUGCGAGGAGGAAGGCCGUGGCGUAUGGGAACUUGAUGUUCGACAUGCAGUGGGAUUCAUCAUCUCGGCUGGAGUGAUUUUGACGGUGUUCUACUAUGUAAAGAUUGCCGGUGCUAUCCCUGUGCUUUUCGCGGUGUCUGCUACAGCUUCGAUGGCGCAGGUGGUAACAACGCCUGCAUUGGAAAAGUGGAUGCCGAGCUUGGCUGCUCGUGAGGUCGCGUUGUCUCAUUGUAUUGGCGGCACCGCUCGCUUAUCUGAGCUUCUUGGACUUUUGCCGAGUUGCGCGCUUGCGAUUGUGUGGUAUCUGCACCGACGUGACUACUGGAUCUUGCAAGAUUUCAUGGGCAUCUGCCUUUGCUUUGUGUUUCUGCAAUCGGUGCAGUUGCCAACCCUCAAAGUUGCUACGGUGUUCCUUACGCUUGGCUUCUUCUACGACGUGUUCUUCGUGUUCCUGUCGCCCAUUGUGUUCGGCUCCAGCGUUAUGGAAGACGUGGCCACCGGAGGACCAGCCGCGUACACGAAAGACGGCUACCCAGGCGUUGACUUCUGCGAGAGGUAUCCCCACUAUCAAGCCUGUGUCGAUCCCGAGCCAAUGCCAAUGCUUCUUAUGAUACCGCGCAUGCUCAAUUGGGCUGGCGGUGUCAGCAUGCUCGGUCUUGGCGACAUCAUUUUGCCAGGCAUGCUCCUUUCGUUUGCGCUGCGAUUCGAUGACGCUCAGAAAACGACAAGCUACUUCCGUUUACUGGCUGUUGGCUACGCCAUCGGCCUCGCGCUUGCCAAUGCGGCUGUGAUGCUCACGGCAACGGGCCAACCAGCACUGAUGUACCUCGUACCGACGACUUUGGGCUCUCUCGUCAUUGCAUCAAAACGAAAUGGGCAUUUCAGCGCCAUGUGGACUACUGGUGUUGGAGUCGAUAGUAAGAGACGAGGGAGCGAAGGCUCUGGAUACCGAGCGGUCGGGUCCGAGGAACGGCUUCCCGGAGUUGCGAGUGGAGACACGCGAGACGCGGCUGGCAGAUUCAGCGAAGGAGACCACAUGCCGCUACUACGAUCGCCAAGUUCCUAG
Molecule: messenger RNA, 2070 nt
Organism: Hyaloperonospora brassicae
Lineage: Eukaryota; Oomycota; Peronosporomycetes; Peronosporales; Peronosporaceae
Source: the annotation of a GenBank genome assembly